Messenger RNA from Auanema sp. JU1783, 708 nucleotides. The record is from the annotation of a GenBank genome assembly. NCBI's taxonomy places the organism in Eukaryota, Metazoa, Nematoda, Chromadorea, Rhabditida, Rhabditidae.
AUGUCGCUUGUAACUUUACUCAUAACACUCGUCUGUUCUGCUUCCUUAGCCCUAAUAUGGAUUAUCAUCUUAACUGUGAGAUUUUGCAUUAUCCGCAAACUACGUGAACGCAAUGAACUUCUGUUGAUAGUGGCUUACUUAAUCUUGAGUGGAGUUUAUCCAUUAGGCCACCUAUUUAUGGCUUGGCAACGGGUGGAGAAAUAUUUGAACGCGAAGGAACAUGAUCAGAUAUACUCACUGCGUUAUGAAUGUUUAUAUAAUCCGGCAGUUAUCCUUCAGAAUAUAGGCUCAUGGUCGAUUUCUUUCACAGUUGCCUUCACAGCCCUUUGUCUCAUCUACGUCGCCACAUAUCCUAUAGAGUUUUUCGAUGUUUUCGAUUGGCAUAUCGCUUUGUUACCUUUCGGAGGAACAAUCGCCUGUACAACCAUCGCUGUUGUUACUGAGAUUUGGUUUAUGAAUUACAAAAAGUGUGAGAAUACUCGACUGUCUGGUUUGUGUUUUCGAAUUGAUGUGCUUGGCGAGGAUUUCUAUCGAAUGACUCAGCUCAUACGCAUAUCCAUAUUCAGCUUAAGCUUUGUCUCAGUAAUUAUAGCAUAUGUGAAAGCGAAGAAGAGAAUGCAACCCAACGUCAGCAAUGAUUGGCGCUUCCUAAUGCAUACGAAGCGAAUGUUUGGAACAAUUCUGAAACUAGGCAGAAUUAAGAUAUAA